This is a messenger RNA of Auanema sp. JU1783, 1773 nucleotides long. Lineage: Eukaryota; Metazoa; Nematoda; Chromadorea; Rhabditida; Rhabditidae. The record is from the annotation of a GenBank genome assembly.
AUGGCUCGUAGCCAUAUUCCGAACAUUAUUUUAGAAGAAGAAGAUGAAGACGAGGAUAAUGACUUACCGAAUAAAGAAAUCGUAAUCGAGCCAGAAUCUGUCGAUUCUCACAAAAUCAAUAAAUCAUUAUUGAGCGAAAAUACCUAUAGGCACUACACGACGCCUAAUCGAACUUUUGCUCCGUAUGAACGUCGCGACUCAGGUGCUGUUUUUUCCAAGCCACUUCUCACUGCCAUUCCUCCUUUGGAGGAACGAUCUGAUUCUAUAGUAUCGGAAGAGAGCCAACAUGAUUUUGCUAUUGCACGUAUUGAGGAUAUAACUCUAAACCAGAUGCUUGAAAUAUCGACACUAAGUGAGAAGCAAUCUCGUUUUGGAACAUCAAAGAAGUACCUAAACAGUUUUUCCAUGAUGGAAUACGUGACGGUCCAGCUCCAACUUUCAUCGAACGAAGAAGUAGAAGAAAUUAAAAAAGAAUUAGAACUGUUAACUCAUUUAAGACAUAAUAAUUUGGCGAGAUUUUACGGAUAUCAUAUCUCAUCCAAUUUCACUGUUACAAUGUUUCGUGCUUUCAUGCCUUCAGGGACUAUCGCCGAUAAAAUUAAACAAGGUCCUCUCUCAGAGGAACAAGCUUUGAGGUUCUAUCGUCAGGCCUUGCAGGGAUUGAAAUAUUUGCAUGCAGAGAAUGUUAUUCAUGGAAACCUCAAAUGUGCAAAUCUUUUGGUCACUUUAUCAAACCAAGUUCAAUUAGCUGAUUUAUCUGUAAUCUUAGUUCCCGAACCAGAUGCUCACUUGAGACGUUCCCUGCUACACUCGGCCCCGGAACUGCUCGAAGAUAGGAAAUCUCUUCAUAAAACAACGGAUGCAACUGAUAUUUGGGCAUCAGGAUGUGUUCUGGUCGCAAUGUUAACUCGAUUCCUACCAUUCCAAGAUCAAUUCAUCUUAAUCCAUUCAGCAACCGAGUUACAUGAAAAGUUAGUAGUUGCGAACCAGUUAGGUACUCCUCAGCUAUCAUAUACAGCAGAAACUUUAGUACCAAAUUGUAGUGAACAGCUGAGUUCUAUUUUAAAUUCUGUUUUCACUCGAACCUCUAGCCUUCGGCCCACCGCUGCAGAGCUCAUUGAAAAGUUUUUCGAACCUUCUACACGACAAGUAUCGGAAUCCUUCAGCGCUCCACGACCAACAUAUUUGAAACACAAUGAUCUUUAUGAUGAACCAGAAGUCGAUACUCCUGAUUUUUAUUCACCAGAGGAUCUCCUGAGCCGUGGGUUAGAUUCGGGGCCUAAGUUGGAGGAAGUUAGUUGUUGCUGUCAAUGGUUGUCUUUCGUCCUUUCAAGGAUUUGGUACUUCUUCCGAUUUACUUUUCGUUCCAUUGGAAUGUUCAUUCUCUCCGCUUUAUCAUUGGCUCUCGUUGCUGGCACAGUAAUUUUAACGAUCAUCAUUUUCUAUAAGGGUAUCGGGUUAAUAUGUGGAUGCAACUUGAACGAAGGAUUUAUUGUUCUGAUUGCUUUAAUUCUCUUACCUGUUCUCAUUCUAUUGAUAACACUCUGUUGCAAUAACACUAUGGAAAAGUUCAAACACUCUAAAAGCGAAAGUCGAUUCGUUUAUACUCGGCCGGAGCAUGAUGUCAUUUUGUGUGGAGUGAUUGUAAUUGAUGGUAAAGGACAGAGAAAGCCGAGUGUGAGGAGAAAAUUGGCUACUACCAGCGAAGAACCUGGAUGUGUUGACAAUCUGCCGAAAACAGCUUUCAGUAGAGGAGUUGCUAGAAUAGCUUAG